AUGUGGUGUGAUAAUUGCCUCCUCGUUCUACCUCUACGUCAUGGUGCUAUGGCUUGGGCUAUCAUCAUACUCCUUUACAGCAUUGCAGGAGCUGUCUUCCUAUUGGAAUUUGGCCAGUUCAUCUAUUUCACGUACCCCGAAUGGCAGAUCUACGGUGGCAUCGGCUUGGGCGUAGCCUUCAUUGCACUUAUCAACGUUCUCGCACUAUCCAAUCGGUCGUAUUUAUGGACACGCGUCUGCAAGAUAGCCUGGCCAUUCGUGAUCGUGAUUAUUGCGAUUCGCGCUAUCGCGAUGAUCGUCGAGAUGCAACGCGGGAAAUCGAAGUUCGAGUGGGAGUGUGCGAACGGAGACCAAUUGUGGCCCGCCUCCGCUGAGGCAGACUACGGUGGUAGCACGACGAUGCCCUCGAUUCUCUGCAAGGCCGGCUUUCCAGCACUAUACCUGGUGUUCAUUAUCGCCCUCCUGGUGGACAUCGCCUUCCAGAUGUAUAUGUUCUUCAUGACAUGGCGGUAUGAGAAACUGCUCCAGCAUUACUCGAGCCUGACACCGUCGAUCGGUGGUUACUACAAGGCUUGA
Laetiporus sulphureus 93-53 is the source of this 576-nucleotide messenger RNA. RefSeq lists its product as uncharacterized. Bases 1 to 576 code for a protein of 191 amino acids. The record is from RefSeq and is a predicted model, not a curated record. The transcript is spliced from 9 exons. NCBI's taxonomy places the organism in Eukaryota, Fungi, Basidiomycota, Agaricomycetes, Polyporales, Laetiporaceae.